AUGACGCUCUACCGAUCACUCGCCCGCUCUUUUGGAAGUGGCAGUGAACGGUUAUUCGUGACCAACGGAAAAGAUGGUAGCUUCGCCACAGCAAACCACACCUGCAUCCAAACAAGAGGCUACGUGCCUACUCCUGACAACGAGGCCGAGAACAACGCCCUGGCGAAAGUACUGCAGAGGCACAACAAAGCAGCUUUCCUUGGCCAUGUUUCGUCCGGAUACUCAAACUGGGCACCCCAGGAACCCACCAGCGCCAAGGGAGCAAAGAACUGUGUGAAAAUGGACACCGAUGGCAAGUGGAGAUCCGCAUCUUGUGAAGAGCAGCUCUUGACCACUUGUGAAUUCUUUGUUGUUUAG
Messenger RNA from Sphaerodactylus townsendi, 357 nucleotides. Its product is annotated as phospholipase A2 inhibitor alpha-like protein. The transcript has 2 exons. The record is from RefSeq and is a predicted model, not a curated record. NCBI's taxonomy places the organism in Eukaryota, Metazoa, Chordata, Lepidosauria, Squamata, Sphaerodactylidae. The coding region runs from base 1 to 357 and encodes 118 amino acids.